Molecule: messenger RNA, 8247 nt
Organism: Hipposideros armiger (great roundleaf bat)
Lineage: Eukaryota; Metazoa; Chordata; Mammalia; Chiroptera; Hipposideridae
Gene: PDE7B
Product: phosphodiesterase 7B
Exons: 12
Coding region: 741-2261 (506 amino acids)
Biological process (GO): signal transduction
Molecular function (GO): 3',5'-cyclic-nucleotide phosphodiesterase activity
Source: RefSeq, a predicted model, not a curated record
CCAAGAGCCGUCGGAAUAGCCCCAUCCAGUGCAGACCGUGGUGGACAGGCAAGGUGGCCCCGGGCCAGACCUUCCAGCGAGAAGCAGCUGCAAAUUGGUUCUGCGGGUGCUCACUUCCCGUUUCCCGAGAGCUCCUUGAGGCUUGCGGGGUUGGAGCCAGGGGAGCUUCUAGGCUUCCUGCACCACGGGGGGCGGGACACCUUGCCUGACACCUCCAGAUAACUGGCCUCUGGGGGACCCCUCUGAGACGCUGGCAAAGGGGAACCCGCUUCUUUGCCUGAAGUUCAUACCGGCUAAACAGCCCGCUCGACGAACUUUGACAAGCACCAAAAGAGAAUUGAGAGCAAAUAAAUCAGAAGAAGAGGGAGAGCAAAUGCUCAGACCUCGAUGGCUUUUUUCCCCCUGCUGUCUUUCCAGCUGUAGCCUGGGAUUAAUUAAGUGCUGUGAAGUCAGUGCCUGAGAGAGAAGGGGGAAAAAAAAAAAAAGAGUGCGUUUUAUCUCUAAGGAAGGAGAGCAGUGAGAAACCUGGGGAAGCGACUUGCUCUCAUCGUCAGUGUUUGUGGAAGGGACUGGAGGGCCAGGGUGGCUGUGCCAGGCUGGAGGAGGCUUGCCUUUCCAAAGCUGGAGAGGAUUUCGCGGGGGUCCGCCUUCCCCUGCCUGGGAAGAGUUUCCCCUCUGGUAGCAGCAGCCGGCGCGGCAGCAACAGCAGCCCUACCUCCUCUUCAGGGGAACAGGGCAGAAUGCCUGUGCUAGAGCGCUAUUUCCACUCGGCAGAGCUAGGCAGAAGGUGGACAGCCCCAGAAGGGGUGCUGCCCUCCUCCCCGGGCAGCCCGCCGGGGUGCCAGCAGGGGCCGCUGCCCUGGGACUUGCCAGAGAUGAUCAGAAUGGUCAAGCUGGUUUGGAAAUCCAAAAGUGAGCUGCAGGCGACCAAACAGAGAGGCAUUCUGGAGGCUGAAGAUGCUCUCCACAGCUUUCCAGGAGAUGUACGACUAAGGGGUCAGACAGGGGUUCCUGCUGAACGCCGUGGCUCCUACCCAUUCAUUGACUUCCGCCUCCUUAACAAUACAACACACUCAGGGGAAAUUGGUACCAAGAAAAAGGUGAAAAGACUGCUAAGCUUUCAGAGAUACUUCCAUGCAUCGAGGCUGCUUCGUGGAAUCAUACCACAAGCCUCUCUCCACCUACUGGAUGAAGACUACCUUGGACAAGCAAGGCAUAUGCUCUCCAAAGUGGGAAUGUGGGAUUUUGACAUUUUCUUGUUUGAUCGCUUGACAAAUGGAAAUAGCCUGGUAACACUGCUGUGCCACCUCUUCAACACCCAUGGACUCAUUCACCAUUUCAAGUUAGAUAUGGUGACCUUACACAGGUUUUUAGUCAUGGUUCAAGAAGAUUACCACAGCCAAAACCCAUAUCACAAUGCUGUUCACGCGGCUGAUGUCACCCAGGCCAUGCACUGCUACCUAAAGGAGCCAAAGCUCGCCAGCUUCCUCACACCUCUGGAUAUCAUGCUUGGACUGUUGGCUGCAGCAGCACACGAUGUUGACCACCCAGGGGUGAAUCAGCCAUUUCUGAUCAAAACUAACCACCACCUCGCCAACCUUUAUCAGAAUAUGUCUGUGCUGGAGAAUCACCACUGGCGAUCUACAAUUGGCAUGCUUCGAGAAUCAAGGCUUCUUGCUCACUUGCCAAAAGAAAUGACACAGGAUAUUGAACAGCAACUGGGCUCCUUGAUCUUGGCAACAGACAUCAACCGGCAGAAUGAAUUCUUGACCAGACUGAAAGCUCACCUUCACAAUAAAGACUUAAGACUGGAAGAUGUACACGACAGGCACUUUAUGCUUCAGAUUGCCUUGAAGUGUGCUGACAUUUGCAAUCCUUGCAGAAUCUGGGAGAUGAGCAAGCAGUGGAGUGAAAGGGUCUGUGAGGAGUUCUACAGGCAAGGUGACCUUGAACAGAAAUUUGAACUGGAAAUCAGUCCUCUUUGUAAUCAACAGAAAGAUUCAAUCCCUAGCAUACAAAUUGGUUUCAUGACCUAUAUUGUGGAGCCACUCUUCAGGGAAUGGGCCCGUUUCACCGGAAACAGCGCCCUGUCUGAGAACAUGCUGAGCCAUCUUGCACGUAACAAAGCCCAGUGGAAGAGCCUGUUGCCCAAGCAGCACAGAAGCAGCAGCGGUGGCAGUGAUGGUGGCAGCCCAGACCACACAGACCCCGGGACUGAGAAUGAGGAGCAGCAGACUGUGACUGAAAGCGUCGCCCCCUAGAGCCAGCCAGGACCGCCCCCUGCUCUGCACACUGAGAGAAUGAGACCCUCUUUGGGUAGAGGCCUCCUGAGAGGGUAGAAGCUCUGAGAAGUCCUUGCUGAUAAACCCAGCCAUGGUCUGGGUUUUGUCCUGGGGCUCUUUGGAAUGUCACCCUCCUACUUCUUAUCUGCCUCCCCUCCUUUUUCCAAGUGUAUAGAAGCCAUUCGUCACCUCAGCAUUAGCUGCCGAAAUGAGCAACUCCAUUCAGUAACAGGGGAGCUGAUUCCAGGGGCAAGCCUGCCCCUCAAGGAGAAGACGGAGGAGUGAGUAAGAAAGUGGUGCUUCUGCCAUGUCCCCCAGGGGCCCUGGGUCACAUUGUGACAGGCAGCAGUUCCAACGCCCAGAGCAUUUUAGCAUUUGCCAUCUGACUGCUGAUCUGCAUGACAAAAACACCAGCAUAUUUGGAACUCCAAGGAUAUUGGUCUUAAGUGCAAGAGCACAAUGAGAACGUGAGAGAAAGUACCUUCUAUUUUAAUAAUAAUUAUUUCAAAAUAAUAAUAAAUCUUUUUAACUUUUAUAUUUUAUGCACUAGACAAUGGAUCUAAAACUUUGGACUAAGAUUAUUCAGUGUACCCAAACUUGAACAGGGGGUUCAUUGUUUUCUUACUGACUUUAUGCCACUUUAGGUAAGAGAUCUGGCAUCUUCUCAAUUUAAGAAACUACGUUUCCUAUCUGAUCCGAGGGGAAGGUGCUGUACAGUUCAUUCCUUUGCACCAGUAGCCAAUCUGUCUAUUACCAAUAACUCAUUUUCAGUGACAUGUUUAUAUUCACACAUGUACAUUUUCUGUAAAUACCAAGCGCUACUGAUUCCCAUGCCAAAAUACAUGAGUAUUAUGGGAUUGCUACCUGUAUAAACAAUGGCACUGUGAACAGAAUAAUGUUAGUUUUUAAUACAAGAGAAUGCAUUUGUAAAUAUGGUAUAGAGUUUAUUAAUAUACUAUUGUUUGCAGAUAAAGGCCUUAACUUUAAACAUCUUUCAUCUUCUGAAAGCUGCCCAACUUAAAUCCUCACAGAUGUUCUUCUGAACUGCCUUCCCAUGUCCAUCUUUAUGCUUUCCAGCUAAGUCACAAACCAAAACUGAAUAAAGUCUUUGAGGAAAUAUUUCGGAAACUUCACAUGCAUUCCGCUUGAGACCAUAGUGCUUCAUCUAUGGCACCAAGCACCGUUUCCUCAGAUUCAUGAGACCCUUCCGCAAGCCUGAAGUCACUUUUCAACGCAGAGAUGUUGCACAUUCUGUUUCCACAAGCCCACUGAUAAGCUUGUGUCUAUGUGACUCUUGUCAUGGAACAUGGCGGUGUGUCAACCUCACAGGAGACAUAGCAGGUCUCACAAACCUUCUAUGACCCUGUCAUCCAACCGUCAGGGAAAUCCCUGCUCCCCAACUACACUUUCGUCCAUAUGGCUACAGUACCAAAGCACCUUUGGUUUAUGGUGGGCAUGCAUUGCUUUGGGGUUAAUAGUAACUGGAUUUUUCUUUUUCCUUAAUUUCAUGUGAACUACCCACCCAACUGUUUAGCUGAAGUUAACAUUAUUUAAGUAAAGAAAAUAUUUCAGUUUUCUGACAGAGUUUACCUUCCUGGCAGGACAUUGUGCUUAACUAUGGCUCUAGCUGGCAGAGUCGCCUUGGGACUUGGUUGCCAUUUUUUCUGCAGACACUUGGCCGUAAAUUCAAUUUGUUACAGCAUUCUUCUCUAGUUGGCUAAACUUUGUGCAUUGAACCUUUCCUUUAGAAGUUCUAGCAUAACAAAUGUUAGAUGAAAAUUGGCAAUGCCCCUUUAUUUUUUACCUUAAGCAAUUUGGUAGUGGAAGAAUGAUGAUAUGUUCAUUUCUGCCACUAUCAAGCUGCUUCACAAGCUGAUAGAAUGGCAGCUAACUCUCAUUUCCUAAGUGCAACUGGUUUUUUUUGUUGUUGUUGUUGUUUUCCCUCCUAACAUACGAAUGAAAUGUUCUAAACUUGACUGGAUUGUAACAAGUUCGUGUAGAGAGACUGAGGCUUGCCGAGUUAAGGUUUAGGGGAAAUUUUGUAAAGUUGGUCAUAUUUUUUAAUUAAAGUUGGAGAGACUGUCAGAUAGUACUAAAGAAAGUGUGAAAACCUCAUGAAAUGGGUGGAUGAUAAGUUGAAAUUGUUGGUAGGGGUAAGAAGGGAAGUUGUGAAAACUUAACACUAACUUUAUUUUUUUUCUGUAAUACCUAUGAAUUGACAUGAUUCUUCAUUGCUUUAAUACUAUGAAGUUCUCAGCUUGGUAAGGCCCCAAAAGAGAAUACGUUGAAUGUAUGCCUGCUUCCAAACCUCAUUUACUUUGGUUUAGUGAUGCAGAGAUGGCUUUUGAGUAGUCUCUUUUUAAAAUACAUGAGAUCAUAUCAAGGAAAGCAAUACCCGGGGACGAUAGUGUAGAAAUAAGAAAGAAAAUACUAUUUUAGCUCUACCUUGACGUUAGGAAAUGGACUUUGUUUAAAUUAUAUUUAUAUCAUAACUUAAAUAAUAUUGGGGGCAUUUUUUAGGAGUUCCAAGUUUAUAGGGUAAAAGUGUUUAUGUUACAAUUAGGUCUUGAAGAGCCCACAGAGAAAACUAUCAAAUAUCUGAUAGUUAAGCCUAUGAAGCAGCUACUAGUACAAUAAAAAUCUGAAGUGACAUGAGACAUGAUGCAUAAACUAGGUGAAUUUUUGUCCUCCUUUCAACCACCUGGAGAUUUCUUGAGUUCCUCAUUUUUUGGCAAAAAAGAGAGAGAGAAUGUGAAAACUUUUUUAUUUCUUGCCUACUAGUGACUCUCUUGCAAUAUUUUAAUAGAAGGAGUCCAGUUACUAGUUAAGAUAUAGCUGGUGGAUCACCCGUGGACUCUAUCUUCACAUCCUUCUUCCCCUGGUCCAUGGGCCACCAAUAGCUAACUUAUCGAGUUUAAUUCUUUCAUUGCUUGAGAAGAAAAGAAUCAAAGGGCUAUUUUCAGUAAGCAAAGGUAAAGUUAAAAUCAACUUAAGAGAGACUAUAUAUCACUGCCAGGCCUGAUAGGCAAAGCCUGCUUUUUCCUUCUAACAGCAUCCAUGAAUAGUCAGAACCUUGUUCAUGAAAUCCUGACCUACCCAUCACGCCCUGCUAGGCUGAGUAAAAAUCCAGCUGUUUUUACCUGCUUAAGGCUUCCCGCAAAGGGACUUGGAGUGUGUCCUGCAGCACUGUCUUUGGAUAUCACUUUCUACAAAACACAAACUUGAUUUGUAACCUUUUCUCAUGUAGAAGCACAUCUGCUCACUGAUUUGAAAAUGGGUUAUGAGCUUGUAUUUCACUGUAUUUCUUAUGCUUUGUUCUUUUAAGCAAACCCUUAAAAUUGUGUUGUUUUGUGCACACAUGUGAGGUUUGGAGAAAAAAAAAAAAACCUUGUGAGUUUUUGCUCAAAAUGUGGCCUAAAUAUCCAUUGGCAUGUCUAGAUAAACAGUUAAAAUAAAGAUAAUUUCUUAAAAAUAUAACAAUAUGAAAAUAUCCUGAUUCUCACCAGGUAACACGUUACCAGCUAUCCAGUCGGAUUCUACAAAAAGGAGGAUCCCCUGCUCAGGAGAGGAAACUUUCAAGAAAAAGAGCACAGAUGCAGACACGGUGGUCCAUGUGACUCCUUCCACGAGGGGCUGCAGAAAUAGCCCUGUCCAUAAAGACAUCACUUGCCAGUUAGUGCCAAGUGAGGGAAAGAGGGCCACCAUUCAGCUCUACCUUUCCCCUGAGUCCUAAUAUUUUUUCUGAUUCACAUUUAUCAAGCUCACAUAUGAAAGAGAAUGAGGUACAAUGUUUUACGUUGUGAAAACAUAGCAUUACAUGUUCAAAAUAUGGUCUUGCAUAUAAGGAUUGGAAGCUACCAAGAACAACAGAACAGGACAGGACAACUGAGUGUCCUAAAUUUAUCUGGAGAUAGAGGAGAAAAACUAACACUACACUUGUUUCCCCGAAACACCUUUGUAUGUUUACAUAGUCUCCCCAUAUCCAUUUUAUUAAGAUUUGUAGUCAGAAUCUCACUGAUUUCUUAAUGCCUCCCAUGUCUGAAGGCAAAGCCCCUUUUCCUUUAUGCACACUCUAUAUCAUAAAAUCAAAAUCAAAAGUGACACUCUAGUGGUAUUCCAAGUAAUGGUCAGACAUGGUUUUCAAAUGUAUCUUGGAACUUAGCUGACACAUUGUCCAACUGCCCACAAAUAUUGAUUGAACAUCUACUAUGAGCCAGAGGUUGUGCUGGGUACUUGGGAUAUAAGAAGACCUAGCCCUUCCAGUAGCAUUCAGACUUGUGUCAGAGGCUGGCAUUACCAGUGAGCACUUCCUAGAAAUUCAUGAGCACAUCUAUGUGGGCUCUACUGUUUCUAAAGCUGUCCUCUGGGGUACAGCAUAAUAGAAUGCAGAUAAACUUUGGAGACUAAAAUGGGCCCCAAUCUUGAUUCUGUCACUAACUUACUCUGUGACCUCAGGGAAGUUACUGAACAUCUAUAAAAGUAUUACCAAUGAUAUCUUUACCAUAUAGUUGUGGAAACUAAAAGAGAUUGCAUACAAAAAGCACCAAGCACUUUGUCUGGUACGUGAUAGGCUUUUAAGAGAUGCAAGUUCUCUCAUCUUAAAUUACAAGAAGCUUGGCAGAUAGCUAUCCACAUGUGGGUGAGAAUGUGGAGAACAUACGGGGAAGAAUAUAGUGAAGAAAUGCUGGUGAUUUUACAUUAGGAAAUCAAACUCAUGUUUACAUCUCUUUUUAAAACAGAUUGGUUAAUAGCUGCACUUAUUUGCAAGGUUGGGUAAAAGGACUAGCCCUUCAAUGUGUUGUUCAAAUGGCAGCUCUGCCUUAGCUACAGCCUACUUUUCUGUUUAGUCCUUUAUAUUCUACAGUAGAAGAUAAUGUAUCUUUUGAUUGCAGUUCUUUCAGAAAUUCCUGUGACAGAAACAGCUCCUAAAAACAAAAUGAGCAUCACUUAUCUCCCUUGCAUCUAUGCCACCAAAGCCCUCAUUCUGGCUGGUGAGGAUGGCUCUGGGCCUCCGUGUCAGGCCCUGAAAGUUUGCUGGGCUUUCCCAGGCUCUGCGGGAGCAAGGUGGGUUGGUGCCUCCUGCAUGCACGUGGCUCACACCGCACACACAUUUCCAAACACAUUCUCAGCUAUUGCUUACUGUCCAUUCUAGGGCAGGAGAGAAAGCAGAGGCACUUCUGAACAUCCUGUCGGGGAAGGGAGAAGACAGUUCUGCCUCCAUGGCAAUGUAACGGACAAAGAUUUGAGUAAUGUUUAAACUGAGUAAUGACUAAACAAGGAGCUUUUCUCUGAGAAACAGUCCAUGAUGGGCUUGCUUUUUUUUUUCAGUUAAGCCAAAGAGAUUAUUAGAAAAACUUGAAGUUUUAGCCAAUAUGGCUUGAAGAUGCAUGAUUGCCUUGUCUUAGUCAUCUAAGCAGUGAUAUAUCUUUGAAUCGAUUGUCUGAAAUGCUUUAAAUUCUAGGAUACCCAGGGCUGACUUAUUCUGCAGUAAUUUUUUCCCUUUUAAGGAAGCAAUGUGGUAGACUAAAACAUGUGGACUUUGGAGUCAGAGCAGAAUUCAAAUCCUUCGGCAUCACUUGCUGCUUAACGUUCAGUAGUUAAUUUAAUUUUUCUGAGCCUCAAUUUCCUCACAUACAAAAUGAGAGUGAUACCUACCUCCCAGAGCGGUCAUGAGGUCAACAUUUGAGAACAUACAUAAAACAUAUAGCACAUACAUAAAACAUAUAGGUUUCGAGCAGAAAGAGGGCACUCAAUAAACAUAAAUUCCUACAUAAUUUAAAUAAAAGAAUCUACAAAGUGGGGAUUGGGAUACAUCAUUUGCUUUCUGUAAGUUGUACAAUAUUUGUGCAAAAGGCAGCACAAGAUCCAUUAAUAGACAGUGAGCAUGAUUGUAUCUACAGGUGACUAGUUUGACCAUAAAGUAAUGCUUAUAAUAUGGACAAAACUAUAAAAAUUUAUUAUAGAA